AUGUCACACCAAUCGCAUUUUUGUCUUCACCACUCUUCUCCUUCCCUGGCACUUCAAUCCGUAUUUCUUUUGGUCUCUUUUCUCUCUCUCCCACACCCAUGCACCACCGCACGUCAUACUAAUUCGCUCCGCCUCACAAACUACUCAACCAUGGGUAUCAAGACAAUUUUCAAGAAAAAAGACCCGACGGAGGCAGAGCUCGUAGAAGACCUCAACAAGAUCGGUGUAUCCACAAAAUCAAACAAGGGACGCCAGGAAAAGUUUGGAGCUUUCAGGGAAUAUGCCCAAGAACGCCAGGCAAGAAAGCCAGGUUUGGCUCCACAGAAUCCAUAUGCCAAUGUAUCUAGUGGCGGAACGGGGCCAGGUGGUAAUCCCUAUGUGGGAAAUGGCUCUGCGGGAAGCUCGGCUGGGCCGUACGGUGGCCAAAAUGGAAAUCAUGGAAAUAAUUCAAGUCCAUAUGGAACUCAAAAUGGUGGAUCUGGAGCUUCUGGCUCUCCAUAUGGAGCUGGGGCUUCAGCAUCUGGUUAUGGAGCUGGAGCUUCAGCAUCUCCUUAUGGAGCUGGAGCUAGUAAUUCUCCCUAUGAUAGAGCUGGAGCCAGUUCUCCUUAUGGUAAUUCUGGAGCCAGUUCUCCGUAUGGAAGCGCUUCUAAUGGAGCUGGAAGGAGCGGAAAUUCUUCUGGACCUUCCAAGAGUCCGUACGCACAAGCCACAAAUGCAAAUGGUCAAAACUCAAACGCUCGGAAUGGACCGUAUGCUCGCGCUACGCAGGUAGCUGGCUCUGCUGCCUCUCCCUAUAAAACCAAAAGUGUUGCGUCGGAUCGAGAUGCCGACACAGAGUCGCUUGACUUGAACGCAAUUCCACUGAAUCAGCUGUAUAUGCGGCGGCCUCCGAAACAGACGCCAGACGAUGCUACUUUGGACUUGAACGCUCUUCCCGAGGAAGACGACUUGAAUGUAGAAGAUGAGCUUCCAGAGGAAGAACAGGUCAACUCGGAAGACGAAGAAGUGGAGGGUAUCAAGCAAGACAUUCGGUUUGUAAAACAAGAGUCUUUGGCCCUGACUCGCAACACUUUGCGAAUGGCCCAGGAGGCCGACGCAUCGGCCACUAAUACUAUGGGCAUGCUUGGGUCGCAGUCGGAGCGGUUGUAUAAUGCCGAGCAGAAUCUUUUGUUGGCAGAUACUCAGACGAAUAUUGCUCACGAUAAGGUCAAUGAGUUGAAACGGUUAAACCGAAGCAUUUUCAUUCCAGCACAAGGUAAUCCAUUCAACAGAAAGUCACGGCUUCGCCAACAGGAAGAGAAAAUUAAGGCGCAAAAAACCCAGGAAAAAUACUUGCGAGAGACCAAUCGCCAGGGUGCAUACGCCUCGGAACAGCGUCUUAAACAGGGCAUAACUCUGAACGCCACAAACUCAGAGAUCCACAGAAAGUACAAGGACGACCAGAGUCUCGCGGCCGCUAAGCGGUACCAGUUUGAAAACGACUCUGAAGACGACGAAAUGGAAAAAGAAUUGGCUGCAAAUUUGGACCAAAUUGGAUUGUAUCUGAAGAAAUUGAAAAACGCAGCAUCGACUAUGGGCGUGGAAGUCGAGAGCCAGAACAACCGGUUGCGGGAUAUCGAGGAAAAUGCCGACCGUUUGGAUAUCAAUGUUCACAUGAACAGCGCCCGGUUGAACAAUAUUCGCUAG
Meyerozyma guilliermondii ATCC 6260 is the source of this 1686-nucleotide messenger RNA. It is a transcript of the gene SEC9, whose product is annotated as Sec9p. Gene Ontology annotation, molecular function: syntaxin binding; SNAP receptor activity. The transcript has a single exon. Gene Ontology annotation, biological process: exocytosis; vesicle fusion. The coding region runs from base 1 to 1686 and encodes 561 amino acids. NCBI's taxonomy places the organism in Eukaryota, Fungi, Ascomycota, Pichiomycetes, Serinales, Debaryomycetaceae. Gene Ontology annotation, cellular component: plasma membrane; SNARE complex. The record is from RefSeq and is a predicted model, not a curated record.